This is a messenger RNA of Pelobates cultripes (western spadefoot toad), 585 nucleotides long. Lineage: Eukaryota; Metazoa; Chordata; Amphibia; Anura; Pelobatidae. The record is from the annotation of a GenBank genome assembly.
AUGACAGCGUGUAGCCACCACUGCACAGAGUACAAGAGUGAUGACAGAGAGUGUAGCCACCACUGCACAGAGUACAAGUGUAAGGACAGAGAGUGUAUCCACCACUCCACAGAGUACAAGGGAGAGAACAGAGAGUGUAGCCACCACUCCACAGAGUACAAGGGUGAUGACAGAAAGUGUUGCCACCAGUGCACAGAGAACAAGGGUGAUGACAGAGAGUGUUGCCACCACUCCACAGAGUACAAGGGUGAUGACAGAGACUGUAGCCACCACUCCACAGAGUACAAGGGUGAGAACAGAGAGUGUAGCCACCACUCCACAGAGUACAAGGGUGAUGACAGAGAGUAUAGCGACCACUCCACAGAGUACAAGUAUGAGGACAGAAAGUAUAGCGACCAUGACACAGAGUACAAGGAUGAGGACAGAAAGUAUAGCCACCACUCCACAGAGUACAAGUGUGAUGACAGAGAGUGUAGCCACCACUCCACAGAGUACAAGAGUGAUGACAGAGAGUGUAGCCACCACUGCACAGAGUACAAGUGUGAGGACAGAGAGUCUAGCCACCACUCCAGAGUACAAGGGUGA